AUGGUGCCCUGGCGACCCGAACCGACGCCUCAGCGCGAGGUCGAACCGAUCCAAGGCCCCGCACGGCGAGUAUCCCAAACGUCAUUGGCUUCCGAUUUGCCACCUGACAUGCUCAGAGGCAUCUCAUUGGAUUUGUGCCUGCAGCAGUGGGGAAAGCAUUUUCAGCGCGAUUCAGAUGCGGAUGACUUUUCCCUGAGUCAUCAAACCGACAGCAUCGAUUUCUUCCUUAGCCACGACUGGGCUACCUCUCGCUGGUCUAAGACUCUGGCUUUGCUGUUGCACUUCAACGGCGUGCCAGCGGCACUGGCGGCCGCGGUGGUCAAUGCGCUGACUUGCAACCUUCUCCUCGCCGGUCGGCUUCCAGGUGGCUGGCAAACAGCAAGCGCGGCGACGUAUUUGACGUUUUUGGGGGUCUUCUGCUUCUGGCAACGCGUGCGCAGUCUUGUUCCGAAACUGCGUACGGUGGUGUUUCUGGAUCGGCUGUGUAUUGCCCAGCAUGACCCUGAACUUAAGCAGCAGGGCAUCAGGGGUCUUGCUGGCUUUCUGUCCAAGUCCCAGAACCUCAUCAUAUUGUGGACACCCCGGACAUUCACUCGGCUUUGGUGCACCUUCGAGUUGGCACGAUUUCUGAAGCCCGAUGAUGGCGACAGCAAUCGGCCCGUUCAAAUCGUUCCUGUCGCCAUGCCAGCGCUUGUGAUGCUGACCUGUCUAGCAAACACUUCAUUCUGGACGCUAUUCCACAUCUUCUUGACGAUCGAAGAAACCGGCAACUUUGGGAUAAAAGGCUUCCCGAUAAUGCUUUUUGCAGCCGGCGUUCUUGGCCCGUUCAUGUUCACUUUUCUUGUCACACAGAUCUACUAUGGCACGCAGCAUCUGCUCGAGAUGGCUGAGCUGGAGGGGCAGAUGCGAGGCUUUAGCAUCCGAGAGUCGCAGUGUGCCUGCUGCGGCUUUGACCACGUGCACCCCUCCACGGGCGAGCCGAUCCUGUGUGACAGAUCGUUGGUGUUCCAGACGCUUCGACGGUGGUAUUCUGAUAUCGAGGAACAGGACUACCUAGAUCGUUUUGACGCUCUCGUGCGCGAGCAGCUGAGGGUGUUCGUCCUCGAGAAGCUCGGGUCGGGUGCUCCGCCCCUGCGCUUGGUGAUGGCCAUGGCGACCAUUUCGCCUCUUGGCCUCCUGCCUCAGUACUUGCACAUGGCCAUCCAUCGCCUCAGGGCGCACUCAGGGCACGGUCAUGAUUGGAAACUCUGGCAAUGGGUCGUCAUGUACUUGCAGGUACCAGCGAUUUCGCUGUUCUUUUUCUGGCUUGCAUCAGCCACUUUGAGCAUAAGUGCUACACUGGCGACAAGGAUGUCGAUGCGCAAGGCUGUGGCAGUCGUUUUCGUGUUGGAUCUCUUCCUGCUCCUUUGCUUUUGGCUUCCUCUCUCAGUGGCGAGCUUCCCGAAAAAGCCUCGAAUGAUCCCGAUUGCGGCCGCCAUGUUCGCAGUGCUUGUCACUUUGUAUGCCUGGCGGUAUAGACGAGUCUUGAGAAAACUGGUCUCGCAUGGCGAGUAG
This is a messenger RNA of Symbiodinium natans, 1554 nucleotides long. NCBI's taxonomy places the organism in Eukaryota, Dinophyceae, Suessiales, Symbiodiniaceae. The record is from the annotation of a GenBank genome assembly.